CGGAAACAACCUAUGCUUUCCGGGCAUCCUUUUACCACCAUAUACCUCGCCAUAAAGUAUUUCGCAGAAAAUUAGUGGUUCCUGUUCCUGUUUAUGAAGCAAAUAUGACGUCUGGACUGAGUGGAUUGCGAUUUGGCCGACAGGAGCCAUCAAACCAUCAGCACUCAUGGAAGAUAAGCCCAACCAUUUUGGCUCCCGCAGGUGCUACAGAAGAGGAAAUCCAGAUUCCGGACCCCGCGAUCUUUAGAGGAAUUUCCAUCCCUCCUAGUCGUACACCCGGAGCUCUCGUUGCCUCAGACAUAGGCAAAGUCGACCUUCUGUACCCAUCAACUAACCACCUAGCAAUGCACCUAUGCCUCAUUGAAUGUUUCUAUAAGCUAAGAAACGAUGUGAUGCACUCCAAGGACCUGGACGCUGUCAUCGGACCAACCGCACCCCGUUUUGCCUCAGCAGAAAAUACUCAAAGCUCCAAAUCACAUCCGACGGCUGCAGAUGCGGAGAUGGCGCGUACAAGCCAGAUAAGGAAAUGGGAACUCUUUAUAAAGGCAGCCGUGGGCCGCUUUGACCUUUGGUGGCAAAAUAUCGACAAAGUACUACGACAUGCAAAAGCAUACAACACUGUCCCUGCCGCAGCGCAGCAGGGCAGGAGUACUCUCUCCAAAAACUAUCUUCCUCCAUUAGAUGUGCUACUAGUAUGGUACAGCUACAUUCUCCAUCCUUCCUACUUUUCUGAUUCUGUGGAAUUUGGUAAACAAAAUGCAUUCAUGCUCUGCUUUCCUUGGCACGCACUCUACGAAGUCAUCGAUCAGAGGACACUUAAUUACAACUUGCCGACUGCGGCAGCAAAUAUGUUCAAGACCAUGUCGUCACAAUCUGUGGACCUGAUUUCUUGUCUUGCGUCCCCACCGCCGUACACCGCGUCGAUGGGCGCCCAGUACUCAAUUCACCUGGAAGAUGCAGUCGCCAUGCAAGAGAGCUUUGUUAAUGACACACAUGAGCUUCUCUGGCUCCGCUCGCCAGCAUGCCCUGGAUCAUUGACCCGCUGCCUGGAGAGAUAUAAAAGGUUUCUUCUUCUCGUACAACUGCAUCCAGACAGACGUGCUAGUUUAGUGCCAACAUGGGAUAUUGAACUUGCUUUGAGAACGCAUCAACUUUAUGCAGACAAUUUUCAGACGUUCACCAGCCGGCCUUUUGGAAGAGACUUGGAUUACGCCGAAGUCGCGAGACCCUUGGAGACCGAGAAAUCUACCGCAAAUAAUACAUCAGAGACCAAUACUGCUGAUUUAUGGAAGAGGCAGUUCGCACAGCCAUAUACCUGUUGUCUCUGCUGGGCUUGCGAGUGUGUCAAGGAUGCCAGUAGCGGCAGUGAAGGGGAGGUAUCUACGAGCAACCUCUCCCAGAAGCGUAUAAAAGAAAUCCAGAAGGCGCUCCAGUUCUGCGUGUCCGUUGAGAGGGCACGAGAGUCUGGAGACCGGCUGCCGGCUCCUCCUCGUCAAGCCAAGAAGACGGACGACAAGUGGGAACUAGAUUGGGGUCACGGCUGGCGAGAAGUGGUUGUCAAAGGCAAAUUUGAUGAGCAUGGGAAUCCUGUUAAGAAGGUUGUGAGGGAGAAAGGGUACACUUGGCACAUCAACUGGAUGAUGGGAGCAACAUAACGCGUGUGGUCUGGGAUACAAUCUAAUGAAUUAUGAAUUUUACUAUAAUGUACUGCACUUCCAGUUGUCCUCCAUUUGAAUGUAUUGCUUCCAUAUUAUAGUAAUAUUAUAUAUCAGACCUUUAAAAAUGU
Messenger RNA from Aspergillus pseudotamarii, 1786 nucleotides. RefSeq lists its product as uncharacterized. Lineage: Eukaryota; Fungi; Ascomycota; Eurotiomycetes; Eurotiales; Aspergillaceae. The record is from RefSeq and is a predicted model, not a curated record. Bases 105 to 1655 code for a protein of 516 amino acids. The transcript has a single exon.